Messenger RNA from Agrilus planipennis (emerald ash borer), 1136 nucleotides. RefSeq lists its product as uncharacterized. The record is from RefSeq and is a predicted model, not a curated record. The transcript has 6 exons. Lineage: Eukaryota; Metazoa; Arthropoda; Insecta; Coleoptera; Buprestidae. The coding region runs from base 160 to 1071 and encodes 303 amino acids.
GAAAGAGGAGAAUAAUAAGAAAAUUAAAAAGAAGUUAUCAGUUUCUGUAAAAAAAGGAAGAAAAAAAUGUCCUACACGUAAAAAGCCUUAAAUUUUAUCAGUUAUUUAUUAUCAACUAACACGUUGCAGCAAAAAUUAAGGGGAAGAAGCAUAUAUGCGAUGUUUAAAAGGAAACUUUUGGGGAUUUAUAUGAGUAUUUAUUUUAUUACGAAAAUUAGUAACCCUGUUAGUUGUAUGGAAAAUGGCGUCAAUUCUUUAAAGGAAUAUUUAAAUAACAAGUUUGAGAUUAUGAAGGAUAGAAUAACAUUGUUGGAAUAUGAUAAAUAUGAUCGUGAAGACAUUCAGCACCUACAUUUGAACUUCCAUACAGUCAAAGAACUUUUUUUACCAUUUAAUUGCACUUCUUCAUCAGUUUUUCAAAUUUUUAAUGAAACUUUUGUACUUGUUGAUUCACAGUUAUACUGUAUGUUGCCUGUCUCUGAUAAAAUAAUUUUACAAUUUUGUAAACAGUUAGAACAUUUAAAUGGAAAAGAAAUAUUAUUUGCAAAGGCAACAGAUUUCCAUGGCAUGGGUUUAUUAUUUGUAACGCUGUCCAUUGGGUAUUCGUAUAUUUAUGGAUAUUCAAAACAAGAGCAGCAAUGGGUUUUUCUUCAGGCAAUAAAAAACAAAGACUUUGCAACAGAUGCUACAUUUUUUGUACAAAACGCACACCUAUAUUUGGUUAUUACAAAUAGUAAUUUAAAGGGAGCACCUCUCACUAUAUAUAAAUGGACAGGUAUUCAUUUCGAUGAAGACAGUGAGCUAUUUAUUGGUAAUUGUGAUGGAAUAACAUCGUUUACAAACAAUAAUCAUUCAGAAAUUAUAAUUUCAACAAAAAUCUUUAGCGAAAAAGAGUUUUCUACACAAGUGUUUGAAUUUAAAAAUGGCCAAUUGAUAAAAUUACAAGCAUUGAAUAUUCCUCAUCCUGAACAUGUGAUUAUUUAUAGUCUUAAUAGUACUAUUUAUGUAGCAAUAUAUAACAGCGGAGGGAAUCUUCAUGUGCUUCGGUGGACAGGUACAUAUAUUAGAUAGAUUGUUUUAGCAAAAUAUACAGCUGGCAUUUUUAUGUAGGUUCAAAGCUAAUACCGUGGUUUAAA